AUCAUAAGAAUAUUUUUCCAAGUUUUAAAAUUUAAUUAAACUUGUCUCUCUAUCUCUUUAUAUAUGUAUACGUACAUAACAAGGCAAUAUUCAUUCCAGUUGUCUCAACAUUUAAGAGAAGGUAGUGAGAAUGAGAGGUAUACAUAAUAUAUAGUCUAUGGAGUCUUCUCCUUCUUCUAUAUAUAAUCUAUAAAGCAAAAACUCAUAAACUCUUUACUCAGAUAAUUCAUCUUGGUACUUUCUUAACUUAGAAGAAAUAUAUAAUUGAAAAUGGUGAGGCCACCAUGUUGUGAGAAAUUAGGUAUUAAGAAAGGACCUUGGACUCCUGAGGAAGAUAUCAUCUUAGUUUCUUACAUUCAACAACAUGGACCUGGAAAUUGGAGAUCAGUUCCGACGAAUACCGGUUUGAUGAGAUGUAGUAAGAGUUGUAGACUUAGAUGGACAAACUAUCUUCGACCCGGCAUCAAACGAGGUAACUUCACAGAUCAUGAAGAGAAAAUGAUUGUUCAUCUCCAAGCUCUUUUGGGCAACAGAUGGGCUGCUAUAGCUUCAUAUCUUCCUCAAAGGACGGACAACGAUAUAAAAAAUUAUUGGAAUACUCAUUUAAAGAGGAAGCUGAACAAAGAUCAAAGUUCUGAUGAAACCGGUGUUGAUCAAGAAGCUCGUUCGCAGCUGCCAAAUAAAGGACAAUGGGAGAGAAGGCUGCAAACAGAUAUUCAUAUGGCCAAACAAGCCUUAUCCGAGGCUUUAUCGCUUCAACAAAGCCCAACUAAACCUGAGAUGAAGCCCUCAUCAAGUUCCUCUCAUUCUCAUGAACAUCUACCAAAUCUUCAUAUUCCAUCUCCAUAUGCAUCAAGCUAUGAAAACAUUGCUAGAUUGAUGGAAAAUUGGAUGAAAUCACCUAACUCAGCUGAAACAAAUUCCUCAUCAAUAUUCAGCAACUUGGUAACCACAGCAGGAUCAAGUUGUAGUGAAGGAGCACAAAGCACAACACAAGAUCAUCAUGUUUUUGACUCUAAGAUUUUCAACUCCAAAUCUGAAUAUUAUGCCUCUAGAUUUAGGGCAACUCAUGAAGGGAAUAAUAACUUGAUGAAUACGAAAGAGAGUCUCUUUCAAGAUGAAAUGAUUAAUAUUAAAGGAAAAAUGGAAACAAAUGUCCCAUUAACUUUGUUGGAAAAAUGGCUUUUUGAAGAUGGAGGGGCAAGUCAUGAAUGCCAUGAAGAUCUUAUAAACAUGUCAUUGGGAGAUCAAAGUACUUCAGAUUUGUUUUAGAAAUUGUAGAACUACUGCAAAUCAAAUCUAUUACAUCUUAAUUUCUUAAUUACUCUACAAGGAAGGAAAGAAAUUGUACAUUAUAAGUACAUUUGUACCCUAUGUAUUAAAUUAGGCAUGUUAUGUAGUACAAUUAAUAAUUAAGAGUUCAAUGUGUAUGUGUUUUGGAUUUUAAUUAUUUUACUGUUUUG
Messenger RNA from Trifolium pratense (red clover), 1463 nucleotides. Its product is annotated as myb-related protein 306-like. The transcript is spliced from 3 exons. NCBI's taxonomy places the organism in Eukaryota, Viridiplantae, Streptophyta, Magnoliopsida, Fabales, Fabaceae. Gene Ontology annotation, biological process: response to auxin. The record is from RefSeq and is a predicted model, not a curated record. The coding region runs from base 271 to 1272 and encodes 333 amino acids.